AUGGCUUUUAAAUUGAUUAAACGUCAAAUGUCACAGUCAUGGAAACCAAGAUACUAUGAUAUUGGUGUAAAUUUUUCAGAUGCAAUGUUUCAAGGUUAUUAUAACGGAUCAAGUACGAAAAAGCAUCCAUGUGAUAUAGAAGAAAUUAUAAAAAGAGCUCAUUUAUUUAAUGUUGAAAAAAUGUUAAUUACUGCAUCUACGAUAAAGGAAAGUAAAGAACAUUUCAAACUUUGUAAAAAUUAUUCAAACCAAUUUUAUUCAACUGCUGGGGUACAUCCUUGCUCUGUUGCUGAAGAAUUUUAUGAAAAUGAAUUUACAUUACGAAAAGAUGUUGAUUCAAAAUUAGAAGAAUUAACAGAAAUUUUGAAAGAAGGUUAUAAAUUGAAUCAUAUAAAAGCAUUUGGAGAGAUUGGGUUAGAUUAUGAUAGAUUGCAUUAUUCAACGAAAGAUCAACAAACCACAAUGUUCCAAAAACAAUUGGAUAUAUUAACUAAAAUUGAUUUUAAAAUACCUUUAUUUUUACAUAUGAGAGCUGCAUGUGAUGACUUUGUCAAGAUAAUCAAACCAUACGUAGAUAGUGGAGUUAUACCUCGAGGGUUUGGAGUUGUACAUUCGUUCACAGGCACAGAGGAUGAGCUACAAAAGCUACUAGACUUGGGAUUUUAUAUAGGUAUCAAUGGGUGUUCAUUAAAAACAGAAGAUAAUUUGACAGUAGCUUCGAAGAUUCCCGUAGAUAAAUUAAUGAUUGAAACAGAUUCUCCUUGGUGUGAAAUUAGAAAAAGUCAUGCAAGUUAUCAAUACAUUACCCCAUAUCCCAACAUUUUUUAUCCUAAGAUAGAAUCAUCAACAAUAGAUCAAACUUCAAGUCUAGAAAAAUCAACAUUCAAGUUAGAUGAUCAUUUACUAUUUCCAUCAAUUAAAAAAGAACAUUAUCAAAAACAUUCGGAUUAUGUGGAGAGAAAUAAAUCAGAAGAUAGUGAACUUAGAUUUGGAAUACUAAGUUCUCCUAUGAUCAAAUCCAGAAAUGAGCCAGUUGAAGUUGGUAAGGUUGCCGAAGUAUUAUGUAAAUUGCAUGGUAUUACAGAACAAAAAGAUAUAGAAAUUUUUAUAGAUACUAUUUAUAACAAUUCUGUGAAAUUGUUUAAUAAUUAA
Molecule: messenger RNA, 1152 nt
Organism: Lodderomyces pseudojiufengensis
Lineage: Eukaryota; Fungi; Ascomycota; Pichiomycetes; Serinales; Debaryomycetaceae
Product: 3'-5'-exodeoxyribonuclease
Exons: 1
Coding region: 1-1152 (383 amino acids)
Cellular component (GO): cytosol
Molecular function (GO): 3'-5'-DNA exonuclease activity
Source: RefSeq, a predicted model, not a curated record